Molecule: messenger RNA, 2133 nt
Organism: Neomonachus schauinslandi (Hawaiian monk seal)
Lineage: Eukaryota; Metazoa; Chordata; Mammalia; Carnivora; Phocidae
Gene: PDE1C
Product: phosphodiesterase 1C
Exons: 18
Coding region: 4-2133 (709 amino acids)
Biological process (GO): signal transduction
Molecular function (GO): 3',5'-cyclic-nucleotide phosphodiesterase activity
Source: RefSeq, a predicted model, not a curated record
GCUAUGGAGUCGCCAACCAAGGAGAUUGAAGAAUUUGAGAGCAACUCUCUGAAAUACCUGCAACCCGAACAGAUCGAGAAAAUCUGGCUUCGGCUCCGAGGGCUGAGGAAAUAUAAGAAAACAUCCCAGAGGUUACGGUCUUUGGUCAAACAAUUAGAGAGAGGCGAGGCUUCGGUGGUAGAUCUUAAGAAGAAUUUGGAAUACGCGGCCACAGUGCUCGAAUCUGUGUACAUUGAUGAAACCAGGCGACUCCUGGAUACGGAGGAUGAACUCAGUGACAUUCAGUCAGAUGCAGUGCCUUCUGAGGUCCGAGACUGGCUGGCCUCCACCUUCACGAGGCAGAUGGGGAUGAUGCUCAGAAGGAGCGAGGAGAAGCCACGGUUCAAGAGCAUCGUCCAUGCAGUGCAGGCUGGGAUAUUUGUGGAGAGAAUGUAUAGACGAACAUCCAACAUGGUUGGACUGAGCUACCCACCAGCUGUUAUUGAAGCAUUAAAGGAUGUGGACAAGUGGUCCUUUGAUGUCUUUUCUCUCAAUGAGGCCAGCGGGGAUCAUGCACUGAAAUUCAUUUUCUAUGAAUUGCUCACACGUUAUGAUCUGAUCAGCCGUUUCAAGAUCCCCAUUUCUGCCCUUGUCUCAUUUGUGGAGGCCCUGGAAGUAGGAUACAGCAAGCAUAAAAAUCCGUACCACAAUUUAAUGCAUGCCGCUGACGUUACGCAGACUGUGCAUUACCUCCUUUAUAAGACAGGGGUAGCGAACUGGCUGACAGAGCUGGAGAUCUUUGCUAUCAUCUUCUCAGCUGCCAUCCACGACUAUGAGCACACCGGAACCACCAACAAUUUCCACAUUCAGACACGGUCUGACCCUGCUAUUCUGUACAAUGAUAAGUCUGUAUUAGAAAAUCACCAUUUAAGUGCAGCUUAUCGCCUUCUGCAAGAAGAUGAGGAAAUGAAUAUUUUGAUCAACCUCUCAAAGGAUGACUGGAGGGAGUUUCGGACCUUGGUAAUUGAGAUGGUGAUGGCCACGGACAUGUCCUGUCAUUUCCAACAAAUCAAAGCAAUGAAGACUGCUCUGCAACAGCCAGAAGCAAUUGAAAAGCCGAAAGCAUUAUCCCUGAUGUUGCACACGGCGGACAUUAGCCAUCCUGCAAAAGCAUGGGAGCUCCAUCAUCGCUGGACAAUGUCACUCCUGGAGGAAUUCUUCAGACAGGGUGACAGAGAAGCAGAGCUGGGGCUGCCUUUUUCUCCUCUGUGUGAUCGAAAGUCAACGAUGGUUGCUCAGUCGCAAGUGGGUUUUAUUGAUUUCAUUGUGGAGCCUACCUUCACUGUGCUCACGGACAUGACUGAGAAGAUUGUGAGCCCUUUAACUGAUGAAACCUCCCAAAGUGGCGGGACAGGACAGAGGCAUUCAAGCUUGAACAGCAUCAGUUCGGCGGAUGCAAAGCGAUCGGGCGUGAAGAGCACUGGCUCAGAAGGAAGCGCCCCCAUCAACAGUUCUGUCAUCCCCGUUGACUACAAGAGUUUCAAAGCCACUUGGACUGAGGUGGUGCAUAUCAACCGGGAGAGAUGGAGAGCCAAGGUGCCUAAAGAGGAGAAGGCCAAGAAGGAAGCAGAGGAAAAAGCUCGCCUGGCUGCAGAGGAGAAGCAAAAGGAAAUGGAAGCCAAAAGCCAGGCUGAAGAAGGCGCGGCUGGCAAAGCCGAGAAAAAGACAUCUGGGGAAGCUAAGAAUCAAGUCAAUGGAACGUGCACAAACAAAAGCGACAACCCUUAUGGGAAAAAUUCCAAAGCUGAGAAGUCCUCAGGAGAAAAACAACAGAAUGGUGACUUGAAAGAUGGUAAAAAUAAGACAGACAGGAAAGAUCAAUCUAAUGUCGGAAGUGAUUCAAAGAAAACAGAUGGCACGAAGAAGCAUUCUCAUGGCUCACCAGCUCCAAGCACUAGCUCCGCAAGUCGCCUUGCCUUGCCAGUCAUCAAGGCUCCUCUGCGUCAUUUUAAACGCCCUGCUUAUGCAUCUAGCUCCUACGCACCUUCGGUCCCAAAGAAAACUGAUGAGCAUCCUGCGAGGUACAAGAUGCUGGAUCAGAGGAUCAAAAUGAAAAAAAUUCAGACUAUCUCACAUAACUGGAACAGAAAAUAG